AUGGCGUCGCGGAUCCUGGCCCGAUCCAAGGCCCUCAACCUCGCCGCCGCCCUCACCCGCGCCGCCGCCGACGCAGCGCCGCCGAUCUCCGGAGCUCGCGCGCUCUCGUCCCUGCCCCGCUACCCGUCCGCCCCGUCGUCCCAUGGGCUCGGCAAGGUUCUGGGAUAUGAACCUACAUCUGACCUCAGUGGAGCACAAGUUUUACCUCGUUGGUUUUCCUCUCUAGCAUCCAAUGGAUCUCAGGUGCAGAAUUCACAGAUCUCUGAGACAUACAAGUCAGGUGGUGAAAUGAAACAGUCUGAUGCACAGAAAUCGAGUGAGGAAGCCACACCCAAGGUUGUGGUGUUCAGCCCGCUAGAAGCAGCUAUCGCUAAACCUAGAAGUAGUCCCCUGACAAGUGAGAGUUCUAAAGUAAGGCGAUCAGAGAUAUUAACCCAAGUCACCUUUUACAUGAUCCCAGCUCUGCUUCUUGUCUCCAAGAACAGCAUAAGUACCUCUCUUCUGGUCGGCGCGGUGUUCCAUCAAGUAUACAUGUUCCACAAGGAGAUUCUUCUGGACUACGUCCACCAUGAUAUCACCAGAAAGUGGGCUUUGAUAUACUUCAAGCUGCUUUUACUGGUGAUGGCGAAGGACACCAUCAUGUACUUUAAUCUGUUCUAA
Messenger RNA from Miscanthus lutarioriparius, 660 nucleotides. The record is from the annotation of a GenBank genome assembly. Lineage: Eukaryota; Viridiplantae; Streptophyta; Magnoliopsida; Poales; Poaceae.